AUGACUUUUAAUCGCAUUGCAGUCUAUGGUCACCGGGGAUGGGCUAGUUCCGAAAUCGUCGGAGCACUUGCUAGCUCAGGUGCUCCCCUUCGGGUCCUCCAUCGUCCUGGCUCCGACACCUCAUCUUUACCCGCCAAUGUUGAGGUCGUUGAAGUUGACUUGAUGGAUCAGACAUCAUUGGUCGAGAAACUCAAGGAUAUCGAUAUCGUCAUUUGCCUUGUUGGACAUGGCGGCGUCCCCCUUGAGCAUCACUUCGUUGAGGCAAUCCCGAAAACACAAGUCAAACUAUUCGUUCCCUCUGAUCUAGCGGCCAGAUACGACGCACAAGGCAACAGUAUCCCUGUGAAUCGGCAUAAGUCCGAGGUUGAGAAGGCAGCUCGUGAAGCUGGAAUCCCUACUACGGUCGUUCUUCCCGGAAAUUUUGCAGAGUUCGCUUUGACCACACCGGCAAUGGGCGUCGACUAUCAAGACAACAGAAUUCAAUUCAUCGGUGACAGUGCUUCGGAGCCCCUGAAUCUUUGCACCCGCCCUUAUGUGGCAGCAGCUUACGCACGUAUCUUCGCUUCAACGCCUAUCAGUCAGCUACAAGGUCGAGACUUAGCAUUGUCUGAACUGAGACCUACUGGUAAUGAGAUCGCCGAAGCCUUUGCACGUAAGUUUAAUGCGGCUCCCAUCACAAAGCAUGAAAGCAAAGAGCACAUUGUUCAAGCAUUGAAUGAGGCAAUUGAAACGAGCAACCCAUUUGCCCUCGCACUAUACUGCCGAAAGAUAUGGGCAACUGGAGAGCAGGCGAAAAUGAUUGGUGAAGAUAUCUGGGACGUUGAAGAUUAUUCCAAGGCGACCCUGUCUAGCCUGAUCGUUGAAGGCAACCUCAAGCCAUACCGAUCGCUGCCUGAGGAAGUGAGAGCUUAUUUCACGGGUCUAUUCGACCAAUGUGAAUGA
Messenger RNA from Penicillium soppii, 942 nucleotides. RefSeq lists its product as uncharacterized. The transcript is spliced from 4 exons. The record is from RefSeq and is a predicted model, not a curated record. NCBI's taxonomy places the organism in Eukaryota, Fungi, Ascomycota, Eurotiomycetes, Eurotiales, Aspergillaceae. The coding region runs from base 1 to 942 and encodes 313 amino acids.